GGUUAAAUAACCGGGCAAGGUGGCAUAACUUGGGAUCAAACUGGGACACGGCUGUAUCCAGAGUCUCUAACAGCCUUGCUGCUCAGAUCAGCUCUAUAGAAUACAUGACCCUCUUCUCUCUUCUUCCCUUGCUAGGUCUGAUCGCCACUGUGGCUCAGAGACUCUAAGCUGUAGCCAGUAUGAUGGAUGACAACACUGAAUUAAGGACGGAUGGAAACUCACUUUUAAAGGCCGUGUGGCUGGGGAGGCUCAGGCUGACCAGGCUCCUCCUGGAAGGGGGUGCUUAUAUCAACGAAAGCAACGACAAAGGCGAAACGGCUCUCAUGGUGGCAUGUAUCACCAAACAUGUGGACCAGCAGAGCAUCAGCAAGUCCAAGAUGGUGAAGUAUCUGCUGGACAACAGGGCAGACCCCAAUAUUCAGGAUAAGUCGGGCAAGACCGCCCUCAUCCAUGCUUGCAUCAGAAGAGCUGGGGGAGAAGUGGUCUCCUUGCUACUGGAGAAUGGAGCAGACCCCAGCCUCGAGGACCGCACAGGGGCUUCAGCUCUGGUUUACGCAAUAAAUGCAGAUGACCAGGAUGCAUUGAAACAUCUCCUGGAUGCCUGCAAAGCCAAAGGCAAGGAGGUGAUUAUUAUAACAACGGAUAAAUCGUCUUCAGGCACCAAAACCACCAAACAGUAUCUUAAUGUCCCUCCUUCACCCAAAGAGGAAGACAGACAGUCACCUCCACGGUGUGCAUCUCCCUCGGGUGUUGAACUGAAGGCUCCAGGCCUGGGCUCUCCACCCAGUGAGAAGGAAGAUGACUUCUUUAGCCUCCAGUCAGGGCAUCCAGGUGGUUGCAACACCUCCAAGUCUCCUAAUGAUCCUGGGUCACUCACUAGGAAGGUCGGGAACCUCAAAAGGGCCCGUUUGCCUCAACUGAAGAGGCUCCAAUCUGAGCCCUGGGGCCUGACCGCGCCCUCCGUGUUGGCCGCCUCUAUGCGCCAGGAGGAGAGCCAUGGCGCAGGUGCAGACAGCGAGGUCAUCAAGAGCAUCAGUGACAUGUCCUUCCCCAAAAGGGGCCCCCUUUCCAGAACCAACAGCACUGAUGGCAAAGACCCCAGCCUCUUCCUCACGGUCACGGAGCAGGUUCUGAAGAUUCCAGUCUCUUCGGCACCAGCCUCGUGGAAGGCAGCCUACGAGAAAAGUCAGCCUCCCCACCCACGUCUGGCCAGAAGAGGAACUCUCCCUAUUGACCAAGAGAAGGGUGGCAUUGGCCCAUCAGGCCCCUCUGCUCUCAAAGAUGCAGCGUCCCUCAAACGGCUGGAAAAUGACCUCUAUGAUUUAGAUUUACAGCCAGGGGCCGAUCCGCCCAACUCCAUCUCCCUUGAAUCAGGCAAAGGACCCUUAGAUUGGAAGAAGCUCAACAACUCCCACUUGUCUCAUUUCCAGGGCUCCAGGGAGGCCCUGGAUGCUGCGUCCUGCACAUCUCCCAGCUCAGCGCGCCACAGGCCACCCCAUCUUCUAGAAAGACGGGGUUCCGGAACUCUGCUACUAGACCGAAUUUCCCAGACCAGGCCUGGCUUCCUUCCGCCUUUAAAUGUAAAUCUGAACCCACCUAUCCCGGAUAUUAGAUCGAGCAGCAAACCUUCCUCUCCACUUGCUAGUGGCUUAAAAUCCAUGGUACCUGUUGCUCCAAGUUCACCAAAGAGAGUUGACUUGAGAAGUAAAAGGAAGCUCCUCAGAAGGCAUUCUAUGCAAGUUGAACAGAUGAAGCAGCUGUCUGACUUUGAAGAAAUCAUGACCUAGAAGCUUUUUCAGUGAGGUUUUUUUUUUUUUUUAAAUCUACGUAGUUUAUGAAAAGUACCAUAAUCUAGACCAACACGGUCAUGCAGAGUCUCUGCAUCUUGAUCACUCCUUACUGUGGGUGUGUGGCUGCUUCAGGAGAGAUGGAAACGGUGCUGCUUCCCUUCUGAAAGAACAUCUGGGUUUUUAUAGGCCUACUUGAAAAGAGCCCAGUAUAAUUGGGUUUUGGAGAUGAAAAAAUCUCCGAAGGAAGAAAACUUUUGGAGUUUGAAAGUCACACCGCAGGUACAAUGAUCUAAGCGGCUGACGCCCAUUAUUUUCUACCAGACAAACAAUUUAAAUCACAAGAUGGUAUCUGGAGGACGUCAUGGGUAAUAAAUCUAUAAAGUGCCUAUAAAGAAAACGAGGCUUUUUCGAAUGUGCAAAAGUUCAAAACCGAUCUUUGGGCUGUUAAAUAUGGGUAUCUGUGUCACAUCUGGAGGAACAGAAGUAGAAUUCUCCCAUCAGAGAGGUUCUGGCAUUCGGGUCCUGCCUCUUACCAUGUCAUGGGGCACUGGCUAGUGUAGCAUAGUUGAGAUCUUUCAGAACUCCGGUAACAGGCUUUAUCCACGUACUAAUUCGGGUGUGCUUUGAGUCCCCAAAUAUUAGAUCUACGUGUCCCCCAAAUUCUGUUGUGUCGCAGUAGCUGGUGCCUCAGAGACGAAUCUUGCCCAGAAAUGAAACUGGCCUUGGCCUCCUGCCCUGACACAGGUUCUGUGUUGAAAUCUUGUGAAAAACAGUCAGGGGCUGUUGGCUAAUUUGGAGUUUUGUACAUACAACUCAUAGAAUAGACCCAUAAGAAGCGUUUCCUGAUUAUUCUUUAAAAAAAAAAACUUGGUAAGAUCUCUCCAAACUAGAAUGAUACAUGGUGAUGGGAGAUGCACAUAUUACAAGGUAGAGUAGAUGGUUCUCAGGCCAGAGGCAGUGGGGACCACUUGUAGCCUGAAAAUUUUAAGGGAUGCAAACUGUCACUUCCCCUUCACUUUUCUGGGAAAUUCAAGAACAUCUGGUUUCUUCUUUGCCUGAAUUAUCUAUGUGAUGAGAGAUUUGUAGAAAUAACCUGUACAACCUUUUCAAGCCACUUUGUACGAACCCAAGAACGGAAGCAGACAUUUAGCACGUUUGGUGUAAUGUAGCCACGUUCUAGAUGAAGAUAUUUCUGGUUAUUUUCCCAUUUAUUGUUUUCUUUCAUGCUGCUUAGAUAUGUUUGCUCUAUGGUUAAAAAAAUUCAGUAGUCCUUGGGGAUAGCAUCACAUAGAGGAAAGAGGAGAGACUUUGAGAUUUGGGUUUGUAUCUCUAUUUCAUCAUUUACCAGCUGCGUGACCUUGAGGAAGUGGCUUAACUUCUCCCAGCCUCCACUCCCUCAUCUGUAAAAUGGGGUUAGUAAUGCUUCACCUUACAAGUGUGUGGUGAGAAUUAAAUGAGAUAAUGUAUGAAAGUGCCUGUAACUGUGCCUGGCACAGCUAGGAGUAAUUGGAAACGAGGCAGCUGAUUUUCAUACUCCUUUAGACCUCCGCAGCCUCAAAAUCUCAAAUAAUACCUAAUACCCUACACAAAGGGAAGCAAAGUCUAGCUGAAAGAUUCAAAGGGCCCCUUGAGAUUCUCAGGGGUUCUGUCAAUACUGAGCCUUAAACUCACUUGUAGAGUAAAAGAAAUUCUGCCACAGAAGCUCUGCAUAUCAGACCAUUUCUAUAAUGACAUUUGCUAGAAAUGUAUCUGUAUAUCCCAAUCAAAAGUGCUAAUGAUGGUUAUAAAUACACGGAGUGUUUGUUCUUUAGUAAUUCCUUUAGGGCAGGCACGUGCUCAGCCUCGGCACUAUGGGUCUUUCGGGCUGGAUAAUUCUUUCCUGUGGGAGACUGUCCUGUACGUUGUAAGUUGUUUAGCAGCAUUCCUGGUCUCUACCCAUUAGAUAUCAGUAGCAUCCUCAUCCUAAACUGUGACAACCAAAAACGCUUUCAGACGUGGCCAGACAUCUCCUGGAGGUGAUAUCACCUUAGCUGAUCACCACUGCUCUAGGAGAACGAUUGUGUACACGGUAGAAAUAUGCCAAGAGCAACCAAACUGCAUGAAGGUGUAGGUCUGGCUGGCUGGCUAGGCUGUUCCACUAACUUCAGGGCAAUUCAAACUGUAACUUAGUAAGAUGACUCAUAUACAACGUGCGCCUUCAGGAUUCUCGACCUCAGUGCUAAUGGCCUCUUGUACUUGGCAGGAAGGGAAGAAAAUGAGAAGAAUAGCACAUAAGCUAGUGAAACUCUAGGGCUCAUGACCUCGGUUGAGUGUCCCAACCCAUACGCUCUUCAGGACCAUUUAGAUGGUAAUAGGUCUCACCAACUGGCCAUGAUUACAGGCAAAGCAACAAUUCUGAUGUAUUAAAGAGAGAACCAGACAGACAACCACUGUUCUCAGCAGCUCAUUAAAGGAACGCACACACACUACACAUUUUAAGUACUUUUCCAAUGGUCGUCAGUGUCAGUUAAAACUAACGUCUGCCAGUAUUGAUAGUAUCUAACUGGGGCGAGAGCAAGACACUGCAUAAGGGAAUUUUUCUAAACCUUUAGCUAAGAUUUGAAAGCCUAAUUUAUCCUAAGUAGUGAAUGUGGUACAUUCAUAGCAAUUAGCUUAGGUGAAACACUAAACAUGAUGAGUUGCCCGUUUGGAAUAGCCUGUCCAUCCGUCACACAGAUGCGUAACAGCAGGUACGCUCAUGCCACUUACUGCCUGCAUCCAUCAGUUGUGACCUUUCCAUUGGCCUUUCUAUAGACAGUCAUCAGGAUAGUACCUUGUUUCAUCACUAUCUGACGAUGCAUUAGUUGAACUAGACUGUUCCAAACUAGUACAACCACUGCAAUACUUAAUCACGGUUAAUGCAUACAUGGGCAAUUUUCUUCGUGUUAACAAACCUCAGAGAAAUGCUUUUUAAAAGCAUAUUUGGAUUGAAUCACGCUUCCUAGAUCAGAGAUUUGGGGGAGCCUAGGGUCACUACAGAAGAUAGCCACAAACUAGUUUCAAUAACCCAUCUACUUAAGACUCUCUGGAAUGUUUAUCAAAAUAUAUUAUAGAAUGUGAGUCUAAGGUUUCAAAUCUGGAAUUUGGGUUCAAUUUCUAGACAUUCUAAAGCCUUUGUCUGCUUGCUUAAGUCCAUCGUCGAGCCUCUUAGAAUAUCAUCAAGUAAACGCAGGUUUUGUCUGACCUUCCUCCUUUGUGUGUGUUGGUACUUCAGAUGUAUCGUGUGUUGCUUGAACUGGUUCUCUACCGUGUUCUAUCCUAGUCUCGAGCUGACGAUGUGCUCAAGGAUGUAUCAAAAUCCAUGUAAUGGAACUAUUUAGAUAUUUCUAAUAUGUCAAUAAAAGAUAUAUUACGAUCCUUCAAUAGUAAGUAUUUCCCAUUU
Molecule: messenger RNA, 5211 nt
Organism: Aethalodelphis obliquidens (Pacific white-sided dolphin)
Lineage: Eukaryota; Metazoa; Chordata; Mammalia; Artiodactyla; Delphinidae
Gene: ANKRD34C
Product: ankyrin repeat domain 34C
Exons: 1
Coding region: 180-1787 (535 amino acids)
Molecular function (GO): protein binding
Source: RefSeq, a predicted model, not a curated record